Messenger RNA from Eimeria necatrix, 783 nucleotides. RefSeq names its product triosephosphate isomerase, putative. NCBI's taxonomy places the organism in Eukaryota, Apicomplexa, Conoidasida, Eucoccidiorida, Eimeriidae. Gene Ontology annotation, molecular function: triose-phosphate isomerase activity. The record is from RefSeq and is a predicted model, not a curated record. Gene Ontology annotation, cellular component: cytosol. Bases 1 to 783 code for a protein of 260 amino acids. The transcript has 5 exons. Gene Ontology annotation, biological process: glyceraldehyde-3-phosphate biosynthetic process; gluconeogenesis; glycerol catabolic process.
AUGCUGGGGGCGGCAACUGCGUGCGUGGCUCUCGCGCUGGGGGUUUGGGGUGUACGUACACCUGAAGUUGCUGCCUUGGGGCCCCCGCAGCAGCCCGCGGCCUUUCUGGGGGCCCCUGCUGCUGCUGCUGCUGCUGCUUGGCCGAUGCAGCACUCCCUGCGCUGCAGCAGGCAGCAGCAGCAGCAGCAGCAGCAGCAGCAGCAGCUGGCAGCAGCAAGGAAACCCUUUGUGGGGGGCAACUGGAAAUGCAACGGAGACCCAAAAGGCGCUGAGGCGAUUCUGCAAAUGCUGAACGACGCGCCGCCGGAAGACGACGACAUAGAGGCGAGGGUGGUGGUGGCCCCCCCCGCGCUGCACGCGGGUUUGCUGCUGCGGGGCCUCCGAAGGCCUUUUGCUGUUGCUCUUCAAGACAGCAGCCAAGUGAAGAGUUACGGGGCCUUCACUGGCGAGAUUGCCCCGCAAAUGGCCAAAGACUUUGGCAUUAAAACUGUUAUUGUGGGCCACAGCGAAAGACGUGCUGGAUUUGGCAACCAGCCGGCCUACGCGUCCGCGCUGGGGGCCUCCGGGUGGCCCUCAGUGGUGAUCGCCUACGAGCCGAUUUGGGCCAUUGGCACUGGCCAGACGGCUUCGCCGCAGACGGCCCAGCAAACCCACCGAGAAAUCCGCGAGUGGCUGAGGCAGCACGUCGGCGAAGAAGUCGCGCAGCAAACCCGCAUCAUUUAUGGAGGCUCCGUCAAGGGCUCCAAUGCCAUGGCAAGCCAAUCAACCCACUCAGCUAGCUAG